This is a messenger RNA of Saccostrea cuccullata (small rock oyster), 2007 nucleotides long. Its product is annotated as DNA polymerase epsilon subunit 2-like. The coding region runs from base 218 to 1789 and encodes 523 amino acids. Gene Ontology annotation, cellular component: epsilon DNA polymerase complex. The transcript is spliced from 15 exons. The record is from RefSeq and is a predicted model, not a curated record. Gene Ontology annotation, biological process: DNA-templated DNA replication; error-prone translesion synthesis. NCBI's taxonomy places the organism in Eukaryota, Metazoa, Mollusca, Bivalvia, Ostreida, Ostreidae. Gene Ontology annotation, molecular function: DNA binding.
GUUCGUAUUCCAUUUGUAAACAAUCAAGAUUGUAAUGAUCUCUUUUGUAUAAAAGUGAUUUUCAUCAUAAUUGCAUUUUAAAGAUUAGUUAUGUCCCACACUCUGUUGAAACACUGCUUUUCGUUCUAGUGGAUCGGUUGAAUAGUUUUAUUGACGGUGCAUAUUCAAGCUGCCUGUGAUACACUUUUCAACGUACUUAAUUUGGCGGGAAAUUAAAAUGGCUGCAAAAUUAAAGUCUCAAUUAACAUCAACGUUUAAAAUGCAUGGUCUAACACUGCGAAGUGAAGCCAGCAAGUACUUGAUUGAAGUUUUCAAUCAUGUCGAAGAAACACAGAGAGAGGAGAUUCUUGAUAAGAUGAUUGAGAUUAUCCAGAAACAACCCUUGAAAUCUUCCCUAAUUGGAAAAGACGCCUGUGAAGCUGCAGUUCAAGAAUGUAACGCUGAACAAGAAGAGGGAGACAAUGUUUUCUGUGUCAUUGAUGCCUUUUCUGUGCCCAGAUAUACAUACAGUGCAGAUCGCAAGAAGUUUAUACAAAAUUCCACACUUGGGUUACCUCCUCCUUGCCUGCAUGGAACAGCACAAGAUAAAGUGACUCUGUUUUUGGACAGAUAUACCAUUCUUCAACAGAGAACUCAGAGACAUGAUUUAUUCACUCCUCCUGUCAUUGGAGCAGAAAGGGAUGAAAGUGCAAAGAAAUUCCAGCUAAAACCUAUAGAGUAUUUGCUUGGAAGCACUGCCAGACUAGGGGAAAUUAUUGUACUUGGAAUGUUAACACAACUUAGAGAGGGUAAAUGGUAUGUGGAGGAUCCAACAGGCGCAGUGCAAGUAGAUCUCAGUGAUGCUAACUUCCACACAGGGCUGUUCACAGAGAACUGCUUUGUUCUGGCUGAGGGCUGGUAUGAGGAUGAAGUGUUCCAUGUCAACGCUUUUGGUUUCCCUCCUCCAGAACCAGCAAAGGUCACAAGGGCAUAUUUUGGAAACAUUAAUUUUUUCGGUGGACUGUCCAGUGUCUGUGCCAAAGCCUCAGCCAAACUGAAACAGGUGGAGCAGGACAACAGAGACGCCAUGUUUGUGUUCUUAUCAGAUGUCUGGCUGGACCAGGUCAAGGUGAUAGAAAAAUUAAGGAUGCUUUUUACAGGAUAUUCAGACUUUCCUCCAACAUGUUUCAUUUUGUGUGGUAAUUUUAUUUCUGCACCUCAGGAGAGCCAUAGGGCAAAAGUUCUCAAAGAAUGUUUUCACACCUUAGUAGAUUUAAUCUUGGAGUUUCCCAGCAUUGCAGAGAACAGCAGAUUUAUAUUUGUUCCUGGCUCACAAGACCCGGGGCCAUCAACAAUUUUACCAAGACCUCCCAUUCCUAACUCUGUAACAGAGGAGGUCAGGAGGAAGCUUCCUAAUUCGACCUUCACCUCUAACCCCUGUCGUAUACAGUACUGUACACAGGAAAUUGUGAUAUUUAGAGAGGACAUAGUGACCAAGAUGUGUCGAAACUGUGUCAAGUUUCCAGCUGACAACGAUGUUCCAACACAUUUUGCCAAGACUCUGAUAAGUCAGGGUCACUUAUGCCCCCUGCCUCUCCAUGUCUGCCCUGUUUACUGGCCAUAUGACAACGGACUUCGACUCUACCCUCUACCUGAUCUUGUGGUGUGUGCUGAUAAAUUUGAUCCCUUCCACACGACAGCAGCAGACUGCACAGUGAUGAAUCCUGGCUCUUUUCCUAAGACGGACUUCAGUUUCAAAGUGUACUUUCCGGCUUCUCGACAGAUUGAGGACAGCAAGAUUGGGGAUUGAUUUCUGUAACAUUGUUGCUAUUUAUUUAUUUAGAAAUGAAUGUAUAUAAAAAGAUAUGAUUGUUUGAAUAAAUUGCUUAUCAAUAUAACCAAAUAAGAAUGAAAUGUGUUUAUGAAUGAAUAGGGCCAGUAACUGCUUUAUGUAGUAACAAUUCCUUGCAAACACGAAUGCUCAUCAGGUUAACAUGAAAAAGUUAAGUUUAGGAGCGUUCUUUUUCA